AUGCUCACCAAAGGACUCAUCAUCCUUGGAUCAGCCCUUCCUGUCUUUGCAGAUUCGUUAGCUGUGCGUCAGAGUUCAUCUCUUGAGGCAUGCCCUGGUUACACUGCCAGCAAUGUUCAAGACGAUGGUGCUAGGGUCACAGCAGAUCUUGCACUUGCUGGAACAGCUUGCAACGUGUAUGGGCAAGAUUUGACAGAUCUGAGGCUGGAAGUCGAGUAUCAGACUGAAAACCGACUCCACGUCAAGAUUUUCGAUGCUGCCGAACAAGUCUACCAGAUCCAGGAAUCGAUCUGGCCAAGGCCUAAUAGCGAUGAUAAUGUUGAUCCAGAGAAUUCUGCUCUGAGUUUCUCUUGGACUGCAAGCCCGUUCUCGUUUGCCAUCACUCGUAGAGAAACAAACGAGACGCUCUUUGACACCUCGGCUGCCAGCCUUGUGUUCGAAUCCCAGUACCUUCGCCUUAGGACCAGUCUACCUGAUUCAGCCCAUCUCUACGGUCUCGGAGAGCAUACGGAUCCGUUCCAAUUGAACACCACCAAUUAUACCAGGACACUUUGGAAUCGAGAUGCCUACGGAACACCAGGCGGAAGCACUUUGUAUGGUUCUCAUCCCGUCUACUUCGACCACCGAGGCGAGAACGGUACCCAUGCUGUCUUUUUGGCUAGCUCUCAGGGCAUGGACAUCAAAAUCGACGAUUCAAAUGGCACUUAUCUCGAGUACAAUACGCUUGGUGGCAUCGUUGAUUUGUACUUUUUUGCUGGUUCCUCUCCGAAGGAAGUCAGUGUUCAGUACUCUGAGCUUUCUGGUCUCCCCGCUAUGAUGCCUUACUGGGGAUUCGGAUUUCAUCAAUGUCGGUAUGGCUACCGCGAUGUUUGGGACGUUGCCGAGACAGUCGCCAACUACUCUUUGGCCGAUAUUGCGCUCGAGACAAUGUGGACCGAUAUCGACUAUAUGGAGCUUCGCAGACUUUUCACCUUGGACCCGGAACGCUACCCGCUUGAAAUGGUGCGAGAACUCGUUGACUACUUGCACCAGCAUCAGCAGCACUACAUUGUUAUGGUAAAUUCCGCAGUCUGGCGUGGCAACGGUAGCGCAUACAAUGCAGGCCUCGAGCUCGACGUUUUCCAGAAGAGAAGCAACGGUUCUAUCUUCGAGGGAGCUGUUUGGCCCGGGCCAACAGUUUUCCCGGACUGGUCGAAUCCCAGUUCACAGCAGUACUGGGAUGAACAAUUCGAAUCUUUCUUUGAUCCUGCAGCAGGCGUUGAUAUCGAUGGACUCUGGAACGACAUGAACGAGCCAGCCAACUUCUGCCCUUACCCUUGCGUGAAUCCUGAAGCUUACUCGGACGAAUCUAAGAACCCCCCCGAGCCACCAGCGGUCCGUGAAAACGCCGGUGGUCGCACCAUCCCAGGGUUCCCAGCCAGCUUCCAACCUCAAUCAUCUUCAGCAAAGCGCUCAAUAAACUCUCAGUAUGCUCCAAGCACUAAGCGAUCUGUCUCUGCGCGCCAAUCCAACGGAACUGCCAAAUUUCUCGGCCUACCAGGUCGUGAUUUGAUCAACCCCGGGUACCAGAUUGACAACGCUGCCGGAAGCAUCAGCAACCACACUUUGGACACUGAUAUUCUGAACUACGAUGGCACAUACCACUAUGACACCCAUAACUUCUGGGGCUCGCAGAUGUCUAUUGCCUCUCGAGAAUCCAUGCUGAAGCGACGCCCUGAGAGCCGCCCACUGCUAAUCACGCGAUCCACCUUUGUCGGCCUUGGAAAGUAUGUAGGUAAAUGGCUCGGCGAUAACGUCAGUCUAUGGGAGCAGUACCGCUUCAGCAUUGCUGGCGUCUUGAACUUCGCCUCCAUCUAUCAGAUACCUAUGGUAGGAACCGAUAUUUGCGGUUUUGCCGGCAACACGACCGAAACCCUCUGUGCGCGAUGGGCCGCUUUGGGAGCAUUCUAUCCAUUCAUGCGCAACCACAACGGCGAUACCUCCAUUUCUCAGGAAUUCUACCGCUGGCCGCUGACCAUCGCGGCGGCGCGCAAAACCAUUGCUGUCCGCUACCGUCUACUGGAUUAUCUAUACACUUCCUUCCACCGCCAGACCGAGACCGGUCUCCCUGUGCUCAACCCUCUAUUUUUCCACUACCCCGAGGACGCAAACACCUUUGCCAUCGAGCACCAAUUCUUCUACGGCGACGACAUCCUCGUCUCGCCCGUUCUCGAGGAGAACAGCACAAGCGUGAGCAUCUACCUGCCCAACGCCGUCUUCUACGACUACUGGACGCUCCAGCGCAUCCAAGGAAACGGCUCCUACGUCAACCUCACAAACAUCGGCUUCGACUCUAUUCCCCUGCACAUCCGCGGCGGCGCUAUCCUGCCCCUGCGCGCCGAAUCCGCGAACACCACCACGGAGCUGCGUAAGCAAGACUUCGUCCUUUGGAUCGCGCCCAAUGCGACUAACCAGGCCUCCGGCACUCUGUACCUCGACGACGGCGACAGUAUUGAGCAGGCUGCUACCAGCAAUAUUGUCUUUACGUACGAUAACGGUGCUUUUAGCAUGACGGGUGAUUUUGGCUACGAUGCUGGUGUGAGCAUCAAGAAUAUCACUGUCCUUGGGACUGGGCAGAGUGUACAGGGUCCUGUGGCGCUGACAGGUGCGUACAGUCAUAGGUUCAAUGCUACAGGGACUGGUUCGUCGCUUCGGGAGUUCACUGGUGCGGCGAGUAAGGUAGGUGUAGGUGCACUGAUGGGUGCUGUUGCGGGCGCGGCUAUGUUGGUGUUGUAGACGUGAGAAAUCAAAGAAGGAUUAGUUUG
Molecule: messenger RNA, 2804 nt
Organism: Dothidotthia symphoricarpi CBS 119687
Lineage: Eukaryota; Fungi; Ascomycota; Dothideomycetes; Pleosporales; Dothidotthiaceae
Product: glycoside hydrolase family 31 protein
Exons: 6
Coding region: 1-2775 (924 amino acids)
Biological process (GO): carbohydrate metabolic process
Molecular function (GO): carbohydrate binding; hydrolase activity, hydrolyzing O-glycosyl compounds
Source: RefSeq, a predicted model, not a curated record